AAAGGUGUUUCAUUUAAUCUUUCAAAGCUCUUCUCUUGUUGGGUUUUCUUCUUUCUUCUUUCUCCUGUCUCUCUUUCUCUUCUUGAGAAAGCAGGGGAUAAUAGCUCUAGACAACCUUUUUUCAUCCGGGUUUUGUGGGUUUCAGGAUAUUUGCACGGAAAUCCAUACGAGUCAUAAUGCAGGGACAAAGGGGUACUAUUGGUUCCUUGCCUGAAACCUUCUCUGAUCACAGCACUACAUCAAGUAAUGCUGCUAUUGAACAGCAGGUUUGCUGGAAUAAUGUUCAAAAUCCUAUAGAAAACAGAUUGCCUAAUUGUUUGCUGUCAUCUAGUGACUUGAACAUUGGAUAUGUGAAUUCUAUUGGUCGAGAGGAGCAGCCGGGUAGAUGGAGUUUGGGAGAGCCUAGCUCUAGUGGCACCAAAACUGAAGUAAGCUAUAAUGAGCAGAAAACGGAUCAUGGAUGGUCAUUGUCUAUGAGUGCUUCUGCAAAUGCUGGUCUGAGGUUGGAAGGGCAGAGGUAUGAACAGAGCUCUCUAUUUGCGCAAAGUUCCAAUUCUUAUGUAGUUCCCCAGAAUCAAAGUUUAAAUGAUGGAUUAGUUGGUCAUGAUGAUAAUAACUGUCAAGUUACAGAACGGUCUAAUCACUAUAAGCCUAGUGGAUCAGAAGGUGAGCAGAAUUCACUGGGUGCUGGUUCUGAAGCAUUUCUACUUUUGCCCGGAAUUGCUGGGCAUGUUGGGGAUGAUAAUGAUGACAAACCUGGAUGCUCGUAUGAGGGCCAUCGUGCAUCGUGCAAAAGAAAGGCUCUGGAAGGGAAUGUUGGGCAAUCCUCUUCUAGUGGAAGUAGUGCAGAAAGUAGUGCAUGGCAUGGAGUUUCUGCUAGCUAUACUGCAGGAAGCAAUGUGAAUAUAUCUCCCCACUCAAGACAGGCUCACCCUAGACUUGGAUUAGACAUUCGAGGAUCAGUAUCUGACAGCAUUCCUGAACCAAUUGUUUUACCACCGACUGCAGAAAGCUCACGCAGGAACUUCCGGCUGAGAAUAAAUCCUUCUAGUAUACAAGAACCUAUCGCCCGUUCACUAAUUUCUACAGGUGAUACAGUUAGGCAGUCUGUUGUUUCGUAUGCACCGCAGUCAUCAAGACUUCUUCCAAUCGAUGAUUCUCUGGAUUUAAGUUCAGCACCAAUUGUACCUAAUGUAAGUUCUGAAAACCCGAAUGUCGUAAUUAAUGUUCCAACUUUGCUUCGAAAUGGAGAUUCUGGCUCAAGAACUGGCAGUUCAUCAAACUCGAAUCUAUCACCUGAUAGAAAUGUUGUACCACGUGCAAGACACCAAUCAAGAAGCAUGGCCAGACACCAAUCAAGAAGCAUGGCCAGAAACCAAUUAGAUCAUCGUAUGUUGGUUCCUGCACCAGAACUAAGAACUUUGUUUAGAAAUCAUGGUUUAAGCAGUGGAAGUAUUAGUGCUCCUGGAAAUAUUGCUUUUACUUCCCACGCAGGUCCAAAUUCUGUUGCCAAUGCAACGUCUGCAUCUACCUGGGUUCCUCAUCCCAACUCCUCUUCACAAUACCCACGAAGAUUGUCAGAACUUGUUCGUCAAUCAUUAAUGUCUUCCUUUGGCACUGAAGCUGGAGGCCAGGACAAUCAUUCUUCACAUCCUUCAGGACCUACUGCUUUUCCGGAAGAGAUGUUGCUUUCCUCUCAAGCAGCUAAUCAGGGUCACCAUCGUUCAUAUCCUAGGUCAUUGCCAUGGUUGGAGAGACAAGAUGCUGGUUUGCUUGGAAUUCCCCGCUCAUUGCGAACUUUAGCUUUUGCCACUGAAGGAAGAAGCAGGCUUGUUGCAUCUGAGAUUCGCAAUGUCUUGGAUCUCAUGCGGAGGCGGGAGAACCUGCGGUUUGAGGAUGUCAUGAUCCUCGAUCAAACAGUACUAUUAGGGGUUGCUGAUAUUCAUGACCGGCAUAGGGACAUGCGGCUUGAUGUUGAUAACAUGUCAUAUGAGGAGUUAUUGGCUCUGGAAGAACGCAUUGGUAAUGUAAGCACAGGGUUGAGUGAAGAAACCAUAUUAAACCGUUUGAAACGACGAAGGCACUCUGGUGCACCAGGAGCUCAGUUGGAGGCUGAACCGUGUUGUGUUUGUCAGGAAGAAUAUAAUGAUGGAGAAGAUCUUGGGACACUGGAAUGUGGCCACGACUUCCAUGCUGAUUGCAUUAGACAAUGGCUGAUGCUCAAAAACUUGUGCCCCAUUUGUAAAACAACAGUUCAUCGGAACUAGAUGCCUUCAAAUGUGUGGAUAGGGGCCCAGCGGUUUUCAUUCUGAGAUCAUCAAUCCAUGGCACAUGAGCAUUAAAAUUUACUUCCAGUUAUGUCAAACAAGGCUCUUUCUGGGUGGAUGAAACAAAAUGUCUGAAGCACUGGGAACAAAGCUACUUUCAACAUUUUUCAUUUCCUAAGAGUUGUAUGUAUGAAUUUUUUACCAUUGGCGACAUAGAUUAUCGAAUACCUUUUACA
Messenger RNA from Hibiscus syriacus, 2503 nucleotides. Its product is annotated as probable E3 ubiquitin-protein ligase RHG1A. NCBI's taxonomy places the organism in Eukaryota, Viridiplantae, Streptophyta, Magnoliopsida, Malvales, Malvaceae. The transcript has 7 exons. Gene Ontology annotation, molecular function: ubiquitin protein ligase activity. The record is from RefSeq and is a predicted model, not a curated record. The coding region runs from base 177 to 2267 and encodes 696 amino acids.